This is a messenger RNA of Dermacentor albipictus, 1078 nucleotides long. RefSeq names its product BAG family molecular chaperone regulator 2. Lineage: Eukaryota; Metazoa; Arthropoda; Arachnida; Ixodida; Ixodidae. Gene Ontology annotation, biological process: protein stabilization. The record is from RefSeq and is a predicted model, not a curated record. Gene Ontology annotation, molecular function: protein-folding chaperone binding; adenyl-nucleotide exchange factor activity.
GUGUAGGUAGCAAGCAAGCAUGGCGGCUUCGUCGGCGCAUGAAGGCGGCGUCACUGAAACGGCGCAGUCCCAAGUCGUCGAGCGCCUCGUCAAGCUGCUCGACCAAGUGGAGAAGCGGGUCGAGCUUCUACGAGAGCAUGCCGCGUCUAUUGAGCAGGAGCGGCGAGGGCUCGUCGACACCCUUAGCUCGGUGGCCAGCAGCCAGGAGCUCGCCUCACUCACGCCGGAGCUCCGCGAAGAAGUGAGCCUGACGGUCGAGCGGCUGCAGACGCGCGUCAAGUCGGUCGACGUGUCGGUGACCACACCACGCAGCGAGGAGCAGGAGACUGCGCUCGGGCAAAUUGAGCAGUACGUCACCAGCCUUGUGCUUCGCAUGACCUCUGACCCCAAAGGUGCCAGGAAUCGCUUAACAGCGCUUCAAUUCCACAUGACUGGCAGGUGGGCAAGGUCAUCCCAGUCUUCAAGAAAGGAAGCCGAUCAUCACCGAGGCCCAAUGCAAGGCGUACCUGAGUGCCUGCUCGACUGAUGCGGCCGGGCCGGUCGACCAGAAGUUUCAGGCAGCCAUCUUGGGAUGCACAGCCGACGAUCAGAAGAAGACACGCCGUCGCCUUGAGGCUAUCCUGGCGGCCCUGCCGCGUCGGUGCUGAUGUCGUACGCCACUCGGUGUAACAAUUCGCUUUCGGCACAGUGCACACUUGUGCAUUUGCUACAAAGGACAGCUUCAUAUCCAAGAACGCCUCCAAAGCCGCGUGAAGCGCAAGUGCACCUGGCUGUUUGAAUAUGGUACACUAGACACGACUGAAAUGAUAAGAUGCAGAAAUUUUCUCGCAGUUCUCGCAGCACUGCAACUUUUGUUUCGUAGAAUGCGCACACUGAUGGUUAUGUUGCGCAGUGGGACUGGAAGACCGAUUAUGAACGCAAUCUACUGAUUCUGUGUCAUCAUAACCGUAGGCAAAAUUAAGGACAAGUACGGACUGGGCACCUUGGUUAAAUAUUCCUGGGUGGUAUAUUAUAAUUUGUGAACGUUAUAUUGUAGUACAUACACAAUACAAUUUCUUAGUAAACAUUCCAAGACUGU